AUGGAUGACCUCGAAAAGGGCACGCAAGGCUCUGGCCGCACAGGUCACAGCCUGAUACCGGAUCUGGGGACGGAUUUACCAGCUGCGAUACCCGAGCAUUCUUCCUCCAACUCCCUCCAACAGCAAGCUUCUAGCAACACCAACACAGCAUCCUCUUCCACGCAAGAUGGUUGCUCACCGCCACCAGUAACGCUCACACGUUCGCAACGAUGGCGCUCCGAGUUGCGGCGCAUCACUAUGCACUUUACACCUAGCUGGUUCAGCGUCAACAUGGGUACCGGGAUCACCUCCAUCUUGCUCCACCAGCUACCAUACCAGUUCAACGGUCUCGGGAUCAUCUCGAACGUCAUCUUUGGCUUCAAUGUUCUGCUUUUCCUUGUCUUUUUGGGCAUCAGUAUCGCACGCUACAUCAUCUGGCCGCAGCUGUUCUGGAUCAUGUUGUUCCACCCGACUCAGUCGCUCUUCCUGGGCACGUUUGUUAUGGGUAUGUCGACGCUUGUUGCCAUGUGCGCCAUCUCGGCUGCCCCAGCUUGGGGUGGCGGAUUCAUCACAUUUACGUGGACGCUAUGGUGGAUCAACGCUGUGCUGUCACUGUCCAUCUGCAUCGGAUUACCCUUCAUCCAGUUCACACGACACGUACAGUCUCUGGACAAGAUCACCGCUGUGUGGUUCUUGCCCGUCGUCACUACCAUCGUCUGCAGUGCAACUGGAGGGUUGGUGGCGGAUUUGCUGGAUGUAGGGCAUGCCAAGUUGACCUUGGUGGUAUGUUGGGUGUUGUGGGGGACAGGGUUCGGGAUGGCGUUCUUGCUGAUGAGUCUGUACUACGCCAGGCAGGCUAUCUACAAGAUUCCACCCGCGCAGCUGAUCGUCAGCACAUUCCUCCCGCUCGGUCCCUGCGGCCAAGGUGCAUUUGCACUGCUUCAGUUCGCAUCCGUGCUGUACAAGUUGGCCGACGAACACGGUGUUGCACUUCCCAACGAGAAAAGCGUCGAUGUGCAGACGGCAAAAAUCAUGGCUACUGCGAUCUAUGCGGUGAGCGUACCAGUUGCGCUGGUCAUCUGGGGUUUGGGACUGGUAUGGUUGGUACUGGCGGUGUCGAGUCUGGUAGAUCUGUGGUUGGUCAGCGAGCUGACGUUCAACUUGGGUUGGUGGGGGUUUACUUUCCCGCUGGGGGUGUUUGCUACGGCGGCGAUCAAGUUCGGCAGUGUCCUCGACUCGGGUGCGUUCAGGGUGGUGGGGACGGUGCUGGCGUUGGUGGAGGUGGUGUUGUACAUCUUCAUCGCGACCAUGACGGUGAAGAGGGCGUUGACGGGGGCGAUCUUCUUCUCACCCUGUUUGGCGGAGAUGUGCGACGAGAAGGGAGAACCGCCCAAGUACGUGCCCCCAGCGAGAAAGUAUGGCUUUGAGCCGAGGGUGAUGCACGAGGAGUUUGAUGGGGAGGGGGAGAGGAGUCGGAGCAGGAUGAGGGGGAGGAGUCUGGCCAGGGUGGGCAGGUUGAGGGGUGAGAUGUCGUUGUCGAGGGCCAGGAAGUGGAUUGUUGGGGAGCAGUCGCUUUCGCCGUUCGGCAGGGAGGGGAGCAGGGGGAGGAGUAUACAGAGGUCAGCGGCGACGACGGCGUUUUAA
Pseudozyma hubeiensis SY62 is the source of this 1623-nucleotide messenger RNA. RefSeq names its product malic acid transporter. The record is from RefSeq and is a predicted model, not a curated record. Gene Ontology annotation, cellular component: plasma membrane. Bases 1 to 1623 code for a protein of 540 amino acids. Lineage: Eukaryota; Fungi; Basidiomycota; Ustilaginomycetes; Ustilaginales; Ustilaginaceae. The transcript has a single exon. Gene Ontology annotation, biological process: sulfite transmembrane transport; transmembrane transport. Gene Ontology annotation, molecular function: sulfite transmembrane transporter activity.